ACGCGUUGGAGCAGAGCAUGAAGUCUUUCGUUUCUCGCAACGAAGUGCUGCGCCGCAACCUGCAUCGUGGCACUGUCGAUGAUUUCCUGGCCCCAGACCUCUGAAAGCUUUGCAAGGUGUUUGAAAAUCUGGGAGACAGACGGUAAUGGGUAUAUCUUUUAGGGUUUCAAGCAGCUCUCGUCAAGUCUCUCCUAUUUCGAAGCUCUUCCCAUGUUUCGUAGCUUCGGUAUUCCCGCGGCACUGGUAACAAUCUGUUGUUGGAUUUGGAAUUUCGGUUUUCGGGAGGGUGUGGAGUGUUUAGGUUUUUGGGUUUUUUUCGGUUAUGGUUUUGUGCAAAAUCAGGUAACCUUGCUUCAGUGUCAAGAUUGGGGCGGUGGGAUUUGCGGGUUUCAGUCGGGCGAUGGGAGUGAAGGUCGUGGAGGUUCUUGAAGGGUUCUGGAAUCUGUUCUGAGUGGGAAUCCCUGCUGGGCGAAUGCGAUUUGCUAGCUCUGCAUGUGAAAUUUGAUCAAUUGUGAUUUGGAAUUGGAGAUUUGAGGUGGGACAGGGCUUUCGAGAAGAUGCAAGUGCGGUUUAGGACUUGUAAGUUGUAGAGGGAUACUCUCCACAAUGGUGCAUGAUAGUGUAUUAGAUGUGGUUCAUGACGAGUUCGAAGAUGAUUCGGAUUACGAGGAUGGAUGUGAGGAAGAGGAGGAGGGUGAAGAGGCUGGCCAACUGCAGUCUGGGUUUAAGGCCUUAGAUAUUUCAAGAACUGAGGGAAAUGAGGGGUUUGUUAAUGAAGACGGUGAAAUAUUAGUAGCAAAUGAUACUAGUGAAAAUGGUGCGGACAAGAGCUCAAGAACAGUAGAGUUUCAAGGAAUCAAUGGUACGCAUGAGAAGAAUCAGAAGAAGAAAAAGAAGAAGAAGAAGAGAGGUGAGAGACGGAGACAGUCCGCUCCACGGGAGAAAACAGUGAUCAUCGAGCGCUUUGUGGUGCAGACGUGCAGACGAAUAGAAGAAACGAAAUAUCCUUUGUUUCGAGAAGCAGUGGACAGGAUUGGCAUUGAGGCCAUGAAGGGUCUUCUGAACCAGGUGGAUGCGAUUCAGAAGUGCGGUGGUCAAAUGACAGCUGAUGGACUUCGUCGUCGAUCUGCAGGAGGUGUACUGUGGAAUUUACUCCGGGAUCAUGUUGGUCCUGUCCUGUACAAGGAGAUAAUGAAGGAAGGAAAUCGAAAGCAUAUAGAACAGCAGAAAGCAAAGCAGAAAGAAAGAGGGACUGGGAAACGCCAGCACAUGGAUGUAGAUACAGGAGGAGAUGAGCGUCCAAAUGUUAAACGGUGUAGAACAAGUCUGGAUGCUGAUCGCCUUCCCAGGGAAGAAGGCCGUCCUGGGCGAGGAGUAUCUCGAGAGAGACCACGUAGAGCAAGCUUGAGGGAAGAAGUAGACAGUGCCCGUGUACCCGCCGCGCUACAGAAUGCAUGGAUUCAAGGGCUGAAGAAGCAAUCAGAGCGAGGUGUUCCACCAGAAGCUAAAGUUUUGAACCCUAAAGCUUCUGCGGGACCAAAUCCGUUACAAUCGAAUAGACCAGUUUCUGAAAGGAUCAGGAUGGCUGUGAGCUACGGUGACCUUGUUGAAGAGGGACACAUCGCCACUGAUAGUCCAAUCCAUGGUGUCACUGAGGUUUACGAUUCUGGUGUCCAGGAGUGGGAAUGUGGCGGUCAGAUCAACAGAGAUCAUUGCAAUAUUAGGGAGGGGGAGAUGGAGGAAGGAGAGAUUACAAAUUGAGUCAUGCUUUAUCGUUGGCUGAGCGCAUCAUCAUCGAUGUUUUUUCCAAUCGAAUCAUUGAGAAAGGGUUUUAACUUCAGCGAGGCGAUUUUCAAUUUUAUUUGGUUCGCAGAUUCGGAACUAGGCUCCUUUAUUUAGUGAAUAUCUUGUCUACGUUUCACUGUAGAUGUUAUGGCUCAACAGCCUUGAGGAAGAUUUUGUACGCCCUAUUGUCCCAGUCUUCGGAAACUGAUAAAACCCUUUCCGAGGAUACGCUGUCACACGCUCCUUCCUGGUUAUACAUCCUGAAAGACUACUCAUAAUCCUGGUUGGUUGAAGUUAGCGAUCUUCUCAUUCUAGAACGAAGAAAAUGAUGUCACGCUUCAUAAGGGGUUUACGGUUUUUCAAAGAAUAAAGAGGGACAGUUCCAUGUGUUUUUGACAGCUUUGUGAAUUGUUGGACUUGCUUCGUGGUUUAGACGGGUGACGAGUACGAUGAAGAAAGUAAGCACGAAACUUCACUACCACGUCAGGACUCUGAAACUGCGCUCCUCUGAUCAAGAAACCAACUGCUGGAGAAAUCGGAGCAUUCAUUGGCAGUGAGAUAAGAUUCUAGACUCUCAACUUCUUUUCACAAGUUCCAUAAGUCCAUGUUUGCUAUCAUUAAUGUUAUCAAUCACUGAUAUGUCUAGGCCGGCCCUGUUGCUUACAACUGACGUGGAGAUUCUCUGUAUCUGCUGCAGAAAUCUAUUUGAAAUUCUGUAAGCAAGCUCCUGCGUUCCCAUACUCAAACUCUAAUUGAUGCAACCAAUUCAUUCACAUCACAUGAAUCUUGUGUGCACCCAGAGCAGCAACUCUGUUUGCAAAACUUAAUUUGCAAGCAUUCUGUGUGGGUCUUGUUCUUUGUCAGAGGCGUUAAUAUAGGCUGCUCACCAUGUAAGUUGGCCAACAUUGCAACAGGUGACCAAAAUCUCAGAGCAUAUUCAUGAUACCUGCUGUAUUAUGGAAUUCAGCAACAAAAAAUAAAAUAAUAAAAACUACACAAAAAACGAAUCAAUUAUCGUUAAAUUUGAGACGAUGGGCUGCGUUUUUGAUAGGAAGAGAUUUUUCAGUGCAGAUUUAGUUGAAGGAGUAGUAAUUUACGACAGCAUUUGGAUGACUGUUUUAACACUAUGAGGAUAAUGGUUUACAAGAGAGGAUUUGGGUUCUAUUAUUUAUUUAUUUUAAAAUAUACUAAAUGCAAAAGUAUUGAGUU
Messenger RNA from Physcomitrium patens, 2994 nucleotides. RefSeq lists its product as uncharacterized. The record is from RefSeq and is a predicted model, not a curated record. Gene Ontology annotation, biological process: snRNA export from nucleus. Lineage: Eukaryota; Viridiplantae; Streptophyta; Bryopsida; Funariales; Funariaceae.